Molecule: messenger RNA, 927 nt
Organism: Colletotrichum tamarilloi
Lineage: Eukaryota; Fungi; Ascomycota; Sordariomycetes; Glomerellales; Glomerellaceae
Exons: 1
Coding region: 1-927 (308 amino acids)
Source: RefSeq, a predicted model, not a curated record
AUGAGCUGGAUGGACUCCUGGUCCCGACCAGGCAAAUCCCAAGCCACGCCAGCACCCUUCUACCUCCUCCCCAACGGCGACCAAACGCCCUACUGCCGCACCUGCGGCCGCGUCAUCUCCAGCCGCAAGACCGCAGCCACAAACACAUUCUCCAAGUCAAACUCCAACAAGGACAAAGCCUCCGAGACCCAAAAACCCCCCGUCGAGGCGAAAUACUGCUCCUCCCGCUGCCGCGCAAAGAAACCAAGCCGUCUAGACAAGGAAAUCGAACAAGUAUUCGUCCGGUUCCUCCAAGGCGAGGAAGAAAUCCAAGCCGAGGCGAAAACAAAACCCAAGAAAACAAAGGGCGACACCCGGAUCCUCGUCCCCUGCGACGUCGUCGAAGAAACCUUCUUCGGCGAGCGCAAAGGCCCCGACCAAAUCUACGGCCGGGGCAAAAACCGCGCCUCGCGCGUCAUCACUACCAAAUCCUCCUCCUCUGACAACGAAGACGAGGGCAUCUCCCUCUGCGAACGCCGCUCCUACGACGAAGACGCAGGCGAGGACAUAAUCGACGAGAUGCUAGGCGUAGACCGCACCAAAUCCACAGAGCUGGAUCCUAGCGUGCAGGCGAGCCUCUCUGUGCGCAGCGGGACGAGGGUGAGGCCUCCGCAGACGCAGAGCCAGGUGAAUGGGAGCGUGGGCGGGGAGAAGGGGCGGGCGGAGAGGGUUGAGGAGACGGAGGAGAUGAGGGAGAAGAGGGCUGAGGGGCAGAGGAAGGCUCACGAGAGGGAGAUGGUGAGGUGUGCUGCUAGGAGGGGGGUUGUGUUUGGGUUUCUGGUUGGGGAUGGCGAGGAGAGGAAGAAGUGUGAGGCUGUUAGACAGGGCAAGGUUGUUGAGCCUAGCUUUGCAAAGGGGGAUUGGUCUAUUCGGUGGCGGGAGGAUUGA